UCAAAAUAAAUUUAGUUGCAUUUAAAUUCUGAAUGAAAUGAGAGGCCUAUUCGUCGGAUUCUUACUCGUCAUAUUCGUGAUAAAUUCGAUUGCCGUACCUGCCCAAUGGAAGAGACCGACUAUAACUGUUGAUAUAAAGGGACAAGGUUCUGUCUUGGGAAAUUUUGGUACGACAUUGUGGACAAAUCAAAAAUAUAUGCGAUUUCGCGGUAUUCCAUACGCUGAGGCACCUAGUGGAAAUUUGCGAUUUAAGGCACCAGUUGCCCGACAGCCAUGGAAUCAAAAAUUUGAUGCUACUAAAUAUGGCCCUCAUUGUCCAACAAAGAGCUACAAACAUAUUGGAAGGGAUUCAAUUAUAGAUGUUGAAGAUUGCCUACAUUUAUCUGUAUUUACCAAAGAUUUAAGUGCUAAGAGAUCUGUUAUGUUCUAUUUACACGGAGGUGGAUUUUAUUAUGGUGCUGCUGCCGAUCAUCCACCUCGUUAUUUACUCGAAAAAGAUAUUGUACUUGUAGUACCACAAUAUCGUGUAGGUGCCCUGGGUUGGCUAACCACUUUUACACAUGACAUGCCGGGUAAUGCACCGUUUAUGGAUAUACUCUUAGCGCUACAAUGGGUACAGGAACAUAUAAGUGACUUUGGUGGUGAUCCAGAUAAUGUGACAGUAUUUGGACAAAGUGCGGGAGCAAUAAUAACAAGUGCUCUACUUUUAAGUCCUAAAAGUACGGGUCUUUUUAAACGUGUCAUAUUACAGUCUGGAUCUAUAAUGGGACACUCGUCAAUAAAAAAGGAUCCACACAGGCAAUUUGAACGAAUUUGUAAAGCUUUGGAUUGUGGUGCAUGUGAAAUUAACAACGAAGUACAUAGGUGUUUAAGAGAAGCAACGGUGGAUCAAAUACUGGAAGUAACACAAAAAGAGUCCUUUCGACCCGUCGUUAAUGAUAUCAAUGGCAUUAUACCAGAACAACCUGCGGAACUCCUACGAAAACUUAAUAAAUCGAUUUCUGUUAUGACUGGGUUUACAAAAGAUGAUGGUUCUUUCGUUUUAGCAAAAUAUUAUGAUAAAAUGAAGAAAGUAAAUGGUGACUUAAGUACAAUAACAGUGCGCCAAUUUGCUGACGGAAUUAUGAAUUUAGUUAAUGACAGGACACGUUUAAGUAAUAAUUUAUUAACACGUCUGUUAUUUACUCCACAAAUUUUGAAUGGAACUGCUCACAAAGAAGCACUGUCAGCUUAUUUCGAUUUAUGUACAACAAUUUAUAUGAAGUCACCAAUUAUUGCUUUUGCAACCCAACUAAUAGAGAAGGAUUUAGCUGAUAUAUACUUAUAUAGCUUUGAUUAUGAAGGUCAAAACACUCGAUUUGGCUAUGAUUUGGGAAACGAGCAUUAUCCUUUCAAUGGCGGCGUACAUCAUUCUAACGAUAAUAUAUAUUUAUUUUCCACUCAUUCUUUGAAUGAUAAUGACACACGUAUGGCUCAAAAAAUGGUUGAACUGUGGACUUCAUUUGCUAUUGAUGGCAUUCCUAGUAGCAGCGAAGGACCUUCUAUAUUACCAAUGAGUUCUCCUAGUGGACCAUAUUUUCAUAUAAACAAUGAGAUCACAAUCAGUAAUGAUGUUUUGGAUGAGCUUACAUCAACACUUGAUGAUCCAGAUAACAACAAGCUAGAUAGAAUAAAUAGAGAAUUUUAAUAUUAUGUAUAGUUAUUUAAUUACAAAUCGGGUUGUACUUUACAAAACUUGUUUUUAGAUGAUAUCUUAAAGAAAAAAAGGGGAAAUAUUUAUAGAAAGGUGCAAGGUUCAGAUCAAGGUUAGUUAGCCUAUUUACAAAUUGAAACAAAUUUGUGUUAAGGAAUUGUUAAAAUGAAUGAAAACAUAAAAAUUUAUUAUACAUUUUUUUAUUAAAAUAUCAUUUAUAAUAUAUAUUAUUGAUAUAUAUAUUUCCUGGUUAUUAAUUUCAGCUGGUUGGGAAGUCAGCUAGUUAAUUUUAUAUGAUCUAGUUUGUUUGAAAAAAUACUUUAAUACAAUUUUCUACGUUUAAGAGAAUAUUCUUCCCUUUAAUAAGUUUUAUAGAGUAUAUCCAAACUAAAUUGUUUGCUGUGAAAAUCUCAACUCAUUAGUUAAUCCGGUUAAUCCGAAUAGUAUCAAAAUUUAGACUAAGGUCAUAUGCAGAACAUAUCCUUAAAAAGCAUCAUCGGCUUUAUUUAAGUUUUUAGACAGUUUUAUAUGCUUUGAGUUUUAUGGACUAAGAUAAUUAAGCAAUUAUAUUUAAGUGGACUCAUAAGAUCAUCGUUAUAAUUUAACCUAUCCUAAAUCGAUGUGAUAUGGAUGAUUAAGCUUUUAUGGUAGUUUAAUUAAUUCAGCAUUAAACUUGUGAUCACAAUUUGUAAAAUAUUUGAGAAUAAAUUAUUGCAGAAUUUAUUUCAAAACUACUUGAAGAAUAUUUUGUUAAAUUUUUCAAGAAUUUUAAUAAUUAGAGAAGAUAUAACACCGCGAUCUCAAAAUCUAUUCCGUAUUAACUAAUGAGUCAAGAUUUUCGCAGCAAACAAUUUAGUUGGGGUAAAAAGAUGGAGUAAAAGGGUUAAUUAGCUGUUGUAAAAAGAUGGAGUAAAAAGGUUAUAAAUAUUCUUGGUGUUGUCUGGAUCAAAAGUAAUCAACCUAUUUUUGUUGAAACUAUAUGAGUACCAAGUCUUAAUGGUAUGGGUAAUUGUAUGUGAUUAAGUUGUACAACUUGGUCGCAUGAUGAUUGUCACAUGUAAUUAAAUAAUUAAAUAUAAUAAUUAUGGCAAUAAUUAAAAAUAAGUGCAUAGAUAAAUAUAAAGGGAAGCUAUACUCAUAACAAAACACAAGAAUUUUUACUUCUUGUUUUUAUAUCUAAUAGCCUUAUAAGAAAUCUU
Molecule: messenger RNA, 2892 nt
Organism: Teleopsis dalmanni
Lineage: Eukaryota; Metazoa; Arthropoda; Insecta; Diptera; Diopsidae
Product: glutactin-like
Exons: 7
Coding region: 38-1687 (549 amino acids)
Source: RefSeq, a predicted model, not a curated record